ACUACUACUGUCUUCAGGCUAUGCUGGUCUUGGAAGAUAAACCGUGAGAACAUUCAUUUGGCUGGGAUGCACAUGAUCUGAUCUCUCCUUCCUACUAUAUGAUUUGAAAAGAUCAAUCUUUUCAUAUUUUGCUCUCCACAUUGCUCCUUGACCUUUACUGCUUGUGUGAGAGAUGAUAUCACUUGGGUUAUGAAGAAAGUGUGCUGCAUUCAUUCCUUGUUGAAGCAUAUGCAUAUUUGUUCCACGUGCUCCCCUUUAUCAAAUUGGGAGCAAAUGAAGAAGAGACGAGAGAAGAAUCAAACUUGUGCAUUUCACAAAUUUAGUUGUGUUUUGAUCAGAGUUUCUAUACCUUUUUGGCCAUAAGAGUACAUGAAGUCAUCUAUCUGGCAUACAUUUUGCAGUAAGUGAAGAUUUUGAGAUAUAUGGGACCACUAUGCCAUAAAAUUCAUUGGUUCACAUGUGAAUGCUUUAAAAAUGGUAAGAUGGUAUUAAAGUUUAUCUUUCUAGUAAUGGUAGUGGGGUUGCAGGAUACUGGACGCUAACCACCAUAUGUCUUGAUGUUUUAAACUAGAAUUUCUACAGUUCAGAUGAAGAAGAAAAUUGAAGAAAAAAAAAAGUUUCUUUUUUCAACUGACGUAUUGGGUGGGAUGAUUUAACUGUUGCAACAAACUUAAUUGCAUGGAAUGUGUGACUAUUAAGGUUAUCAUCCUUUUUCCCCACUUACCCAUAAAAAGAAAUUUUAGAAAAACAAAGCUUGAUAGGGAGUGAGAUGGGAUUCCAACCUUAAAACAGAAGGGUCGAGGGGUGGGAUUUGUACCUUCAGACCAGUGAUGAUUCCCAGAAUGCAUCUCUUAUCGUCGCACAUAAUUGUCUCUCUUUAGUUCUAAAUCAUCAUCCCAAGCACUCACAAGAAAAUCCUUCAGCGAAAAAUCUCAUUUUUGUUUCAUGGGAAACUCAUUGGAAAAACAAAUAGAAAACCCAGCUAAUAAUACUCCCAGAGAAACAGAGAAUGAAGAUAUCUCAAGCUUCACCUGUGAGAUCUGCAUAGAACCCAUGUUAAAGAGCAAGAAAUUCAUAAACAAAACCCACUGUACACACCCUUUUUGCCAGGACUGCAUAUCCAAAUACAUACAAGUCAAGGUCGAAGAAGACGGUAUUACUUCUGGUGGUAACAUCAACUGCCCUGGACUGAACUGUCCAUACCUUCUUGAUCCUCUCUCCUGCAGGGACAUGAUCUCACCAGGAGUGUUCUUAAGAUGGUGUGAUCUUCUCUGUGAAUCUGCUGUUUUAGAAUUUGAGAGGAGGAGCUACUGCCCUAACAGGGAUUGCUUGGAAUUGGUUUUGAAUGAAUGUGGAGGAACAGAGAGAAAAACCAAGUGUCCAAAGUGUAAGCAAGUCUUUUGCUUCCAGUGUAAGACUGAAUGGCAUGCUGGAUUCGGAUGCGAAGAGAGUAGAGACAGGAAUGAUGUUUUGUUUGGUGAGCUCAUGGAAAAGAAGAAAUGGAGAAGAUGUCCUCAUUGUGGUCACUGUGUUGAGCGGCUUCAUGGUUGUUCUGUUGUCAAAUGCAGAUGCAAAACCCAAUUUUGCUAUCAUUGCGGGGAAAAGCUCACAACAUUGCACAACGGAUGUGGGUGCAGUUUUGUCCAGCAAGUUCAUACGAGUUGUAGAGACCAUUUCAUAUUCAUUGCUGCCUUUGCUAUCAUCAUUCUGCUUAUGUUCUUGAUUUUGUACUUGUCACCACAUCGGCGUGGAGAUCAAACCUAGCCUAGCCGAACCCGUAGCGGGUAUAUGUAUUAAGUAUGUGUAUUUACUUACAUACGUAGGUUGGACAAGCAGAGUUGAACAUUUUCAUGCUUCAAAUGUACUGGGGAAGUGAUAUUGAAGUUGUUGGUAGAUAGACAUUGUGAUUCCUUUCCGAAAACAUAUUAUAGGCCCCGUAACUCCCUCCGGAUUGAAAGUUAUGGGCUUUCAAAAGCUAGGGUUACGGGGCCCAUAAUAUGUUUUCGGAAAGGGAAUUUUGUGCCUUACACAAAUUAUUGAGAUUUUGUCCUCCGUAACGGCAGAGUUCAGGCUCAAAUUCGCACGUUUAAGGGGUUUACGCGACACUUUUAUAUUAUUACGCAUACUUUUCAAUGUUUCCUUAUUUAAUUCGGUUUCCUUUGUUUUCCUUUCUAAGGGUUUUAGGAUUUCUUUUCUAGUAUAUAUACUCCUUUAAAUUGUAAUUUGGGACACACUUGA
Messenger RNA from Tripterygium wilfordii, 2238 nucleotides. Its product is annotated as probable E3 ubiquitin-protein ligase RNF144A. The coding region runs from base 946 to 1764 and encodes 272 amino acids. Gene Ontology annotation, cellular component: cytoplasm; ubiquitin ligase complex. Lineage: Eukaryota; Viridiplantae; Streptophyta; Magnoliopsida; Celastrales; Celastraceae. The record is from RefSeq and is a predicted model, not a curated record. The transcript has 2 exons. Gene Ontology annotation, molecular function: ubiquitin conjugating enzyme binding; zinc ion binding; ubiquitin protein ligase activity. Gene Ontology annotation, biological process: positive regulation of proteasomal ubiquitin-dependent protein catabolic process; protein polyubiquitination; ubiquitin-dependent protein catabolic process.